Molecule: messenger RNA, 1098 nt
Organism: Bathycoccus prasinos
Lineage: Eukaryota; Viridiplantae; Chlorophyta; Mamiellophyceae; Mamiellales; Bathycoccaceae
Exons: 1
Coding region: 1-1098 (365 amino acids)
Biological process (GO): positive regulation of ATP-dependent activity; protein folding
Cellular component (GO): cytosol
Molecular function (GO): ATPase activator activity; protein-folding chaperone binding
Source: RefSeq, a predicted model, not a curated record
AUGGCGAAGCUCGGGGAAGGCGAUCAAAGAUGGAUCGUGGAAGAACGGAAAGACGGCGCGAACGUCCACGGAUGGCACUGGGUGGAGAAGGAUUGCAAAGAAUGGACGAGAGUCUUUUUCGAGUCUGAGUUCGUUUGUGGUUGUGGGGACGAUUUGGGGGACGACGACGGGGAGAAACAAAGUUCGUUUUUGGACGAUGAUGAUGAUGCAAAUGGUGUGAGAUUUGUGAAACCGUUGCGAAUCACCGGCGAAGCGUAUUUGAACCAAAGAAAAGGAAAAAUCAUACCCGGGUACGAGUUGGAACUCUCCAUCGAUUACGAGCUCGAAGGCGAGCGCGUAGGGACGAUGGUGUUACCGUACGUGAGCGAUGAAAACAGAGGGGAGGAUACCGAAGUAAAAUUCAGUCCAAAGGACGAGAGCGAGAAAGCGAAGAAGGCGAAGCGAUGGAUCGAAGAGAAGAGCGGGAAGGAGAAAGUGCGAGAGGUGGUGAAAAAAUGGGAGGAGGAAAUGGCGAGAGGGACGCCGGCUUUGGCCGCGAAGACGUCGGGAGAGAAUGGUAGUGAUAGUGCGAACAGCGACAGAGCGACGGAGGAAGCGGCGGCGAAACAAAAACCAAAACAGACGACGGCGAAAGGAAAGACGGAACACGAAUAUAAAAGCGCGCCGCUGUCGACGAAAUAUCAUACCAUAAAAAUCAAAGAAAAGUUUUUGUGUCGGGCGACGGACGUGUGCGAGGCGUUGCUAGACCCAAGGCGUGUGAUGCAUUUCACGAGAACGAAAUGUACGGGCCAGAAAGGCGUAGGAAAAUUUGAAAUGUUCGAUGGAAGCGUUCGCGGCGAAACGAUUACAUUCAUAGACGGCGAGCGAAUAGUACAAAAGUGGCGGUUCAACUCGUGGGUUCCGGAUCAUUACUCGACAGUGACCAUGGUGUUGAAAGAACCAGAGCCUGGGAACUGCAUUUUAGAGCUGACUCAGACGGACGUGCCGGAAGCUGACGCGCACGGGAACGAAAACGUCGUGGAAGUCACCGAGAACGGAUGGAAGAAUUUAAUUUUCGCUCGCAUAAGAAAUGCGUUCGGGUACGGCGCCAACCUAUAG